Paraglomus brasilianum is the source of this 486-nucleotide messenger RNA. The record is from the annotation of a GenBank genome assembly. NCBI's taxonomy places the organism in Eukaryota, Fungi, Glomeromycota, Glomeromycetes, Paraglomerales, Paraglomeraceae.
AUGUUUAAAACGAAAGAAAGCGACGAACUUGAACUAUUCCCGACCAUCAAAGAAGUAAUCAAAGAGCUCUUUCCGGAUGCACCAAGCGCUGACGUUAAGAAAUAUACGAAACAGGUUUCAAACGCUGACGAAUAUGACCCUCUGUUAGUUAUUAAGCCAAACGAAGCGUGGAUCGCGGCUCACGGAUGGGCAGCUUAUAAUGCAGUAAUGGAUCGGAUCGCUACCUAUAAUCUCACUAGGGGACGCAGAGAUGAAAACAGUCGCUGUAUUUUCCAUUUCAGAGACGUUCAAGAGCUGUAUCUCGUUCGAGACACCAUGUUUGCUAACGGUGUCAUUCCAAACGCAUUCCACGUGCCAUCUACUUUGCAACCUCAACACGCGGGCGCUAAUAAUCUAAUACCCAUCGGACGUGUUUACAUUGUGCAUAAGCUGGGAUCGAAAAAAUCUGAGUAUGGGGAAGACACGGCGUUUUUUUUUGUUCAGUGA